ACGGUCUAGAGGAAGCUGCUCUCUGUUUCAGUAGUGCUCUGAUCUGUAUCAUACCUGGCCUUUGGUUUUAUCCUUGCUACCUUUGACGACAACACUUGAGAACGCCAGGACAUCAUGCCGGAAGCCUUCCAUCAUAGACCGGGUGCAUUGAAGCAGACGAACAAAAACUUUAAGUCAAAACAUGCUACUAAGUCGUCCUUAAAAGAACUGGCCAAAGGCAAAGUACAACGCCCGUCACCAAAAGCUUCAUCAGCAAGCAAUGCCGCCGCGCAAUCAAAACUGAAUCGACGGAACCACGCAAAACAGACUCAGAGUACAAAACGUCAAGCUCUUGUCUCUGCGACUCGAAUCUUCAGCGGUGUAGAUGGAGCACCACGGAUCGUGGCCGUUGUGCCUCUUACAGAAGAUGUGAAUGCGAAGGCGGCUGCUUCUGCGCUUGCUGCAUCAUUAGAUGUUUCUGUGGAUGAUAUGCCAGAGCAGGGGAUAUGGAAGAUCAAAGCAGAACGCUUCCGAACCUCCCUCCAAUUCAUCAACUUAGCAUACCGAGACCUGUACGCCACCCUCGAUGCCUGUAAAGCAGCCGACUACGUCGUCUUCAUUCUCUCUCCUACCGUCGAAGUCACCCCCUGGGGCGACAUGCUCCUCCGAACUCUCCAAGCUCAAGGUCUCCCCGAUGUUGUCUCUGUCAUUGCCCCCGGCUAUCCCAUCGACCCAAAAACUCGCCCGGGGAUCCUCAAGUCUUUAUUAUCUUUCAUGCAAUAUUUUGCGCCGGAACAGUCGAGGGUCUUUGAUCUGGAGGUGGGAUCGGAUAGGUUGAGUGCGUUGCGGAUGUUGUCGGAGGGAAAGCCGGGAGAUGUGAGGUGGAGAGAGGGAAGGGCUUGGUUGUUGGGUGAGAAGGUCGAGUGGGAGGAGACGAGUGGAGAGGGAACGUUGAAGGUGACGGGUGUCGUACGCGGAGCUCAACUUUCCUCGAAUCGGUUGGUCCAUCUACCUAAUUAUGGAGACUUCCAGAUAUCCAGGAUCGAGUCUGCACCCUUACUCCGCCAGUCGAAGGGCCACGGUACUACGAUGGACGUCGAGCCCAGCCUUUUGGCUGAGGCGAAUGCCGAUGAUGCUGAUUCCUUGGUGUCGAGCAACGAUCCUGAUGAGAUGGAGAACGAACAGACAUGGCCUACCGAGGAGGAGAUGCAGGAUGCUUCUCAGAUGGGCGACGACCAGCCGGAAAUCCCCUCGGCAAGGAAUGGGACGACGCCCAAGUCCGUGAAGAUUCCGAAGGGUAUGAGCGCAUAUCAGGCCGCUUGGAUCGUGGACGAUGACGAUGAUGCGGAUGGUGAGGAUCGAGAGGGCGAGGGCGAGAAUGGAGCCGAUGAAAUAAUGGCUGAUGAAGAGGGUGGAGAGCCGGAGGAGAUGGUGGAUUUUGCAGAGGUUCAGGAGAUGGAAUCGGAGAGUCGGAAGAGCGUCGCUUUUCAGGACUUGGACGUCGAGGAGGAGGAACGACAGCUCGAGGACUGGCGUCAGCGUAAACGAGAGGAACAAGACGAUCUCGAGUUCCCUGACGAAAUCGAUACCCCGAAAGAGAUACCGGCACGGACACGCUUCCAACGCUACAGAGGCUUGAAGUCUUUCCGAACAAGCCCAUGGGAUCCCUAUGAGAACCUCCCUCGAGACUAUGCUCGGAUAUUCCAGUUCGAAGACUUCAAGCGGACAGAGCGAAACAUUUUCCGACGUGCUGAAGAGGAGGGUGCAGGUAUCUCGCCUGGAACGAGAGUGACAGUAUUCUUGAAGAACUGUACAAAAGAGAUGUCAGAGCACGAUCCCAGUCGUCCUUUCGUGAUCUUCGGCCUUUUGCAGCACGAGCACAAGAAGUCGGUCCUGAACUUCACCGUUCAGCGCAACACCGAGUACGACGGCUCCGUUCGGUCAAAAGACCCUCUCAUUCUUUGUAUAGGACCUCGACGCCUCCGUAUAAACCCUAUAUAUAGCCAGCACACCCGUGGCGGUGGUAAAGGCCCGAACAAUGUACAUAAGUUCGAGAGGUACCUUCGACAUGGAAACACAUCGGUUAUGACGACGUAUGGGCCUCUUGUCUUUGGCAAGCAGCCGUGUGCGCUGUUGAGGGAGACGUCGGAUCCUCAAGCGCCGGAACUUGUGGCGAUGGGCACGUUCAUGAACCCGGAUACUACACGGAUUGUGGCGAAGAAGAUCGUCCUCUCGGGCCAUCCGUUCAAAGUACACAAGAAGACCGCCACCGUCAGAUACAUGUUCUUCAACCAGGACGAUGUACUCUACUUCAAGCCCAUCCAGCUUCACACCAAGCACGGACGCACAGGUCACAUCAAGGAGUCCCUCGGCACGCACGGAUACUUCAAGGCUCACUUUGACGGCCCGAUCAAUCAGAUGGAUACGAUUUGUAUGAGCUUGUAUAAGAGGGUGUAUCCGAAGUGGGGAGAGCUAUGGACUGAGAAGAGGGGUUUGGGGGCGAGCGAGGGUAGGGAGAAGGAUGUGGAUGCGAUGGAAGAGUGAACGUGUUUGAGAGAUAGUGUAUGUGGACGGGGUUCGAUGAUUUCUGCGGUGUUCUGAUAUCUGUCUGUAUUCGGCGCUGUUGUAGCGAU
Molecule: messenger RNA, 2612 nt
Organism: Stereum hirsutum FP-91666 SS1
Lineage: Eukaryota; Fungi; Basidiomycota; Agaricomycetes; Russulales; Stereaceae
Product: ribosome biogenesis protein tsr1
Exons: 10
Coding region: 115-2523 (802 amino acids)
Biological process (GO): maturation of SSU-rRNA from tricistronic rRNA transcript (SSU-rRNA, 5.8S rRNA, LSU-rRNA); endonucleolytic cleavage of tricistronic rRNA transcript (SSU-rRNA, 5.8S rRNA, LSU-rRNA); ribosome biogenesis
Cellular component (GO): nucleus; preribosome, small subunit precursor
Molecular function (GO): GTPase activity; U3 snoRNA binding; GTP binding
Source: RefSeq, a predicted model, not a curated record